This is a messenger RNA of Fusarium keratoplasticum, 1827 nucleotides long. RefSeq lists its product as uncharacterized. The transcript is spliced from 2 exons. The coding region runs from base 1 to 1827 and encodes 608 amino acids. NCBI's taxonomy places the organism in Eukaryota, Fungi, Ascomycota, Sordariomycetes, Hypocreales, Nectriaceae. The record is from RefSeq and is a predicted model, not a curated record.
AUGCAUGGAGACGGGCGAGAGGCAGUUCAGCCCCGUCAAUUAGAGGGACCCUGGACGACCAAGAGACUUCUCACUAGCCUUCUCGAUUUGACCCUUGCUGCUGGCGCUCUCCUCUUUGUUCUGUUCGGGGGACUCAUCUACAUGAGUGACGGUUCUACGUCCGCGCCAGGCUCGACGGGUAAAGUCCUCUUGGAUAUUGCCAAAUAUGGACCAACUGUGUUUCCCGUCCUCUUCGCCGCCAUCGUCGGUGGCGCGCUGAAGACAUUUGCAACCUGGCAUGUGCAGAAUGGUACUCAGGUAGGAGUGAUCGAGCAACUUGUCGGAAGCCAUACUGUAACUGGAGCUCUCUUCACGCAAGCCCGGCUCAAGGCAUUCAACUUGCUCGCUGUCAGAAUUGUGCUGUUGUGGUGCCUGUCGCCUCUGGGGAGCCAGGCUGCUCUGCGGGCGAUAAGUGCCGACCAUGUGUUUCGCAAUGAGACAGACAACCUGACGGUGAUGGAGUCGUUUGCUCCGUUCAGAUAUUUUGCAGGGGGGUCCUCGGGUGGAUUUGUUAGAACGAGGUUGGUCCCGUCCUUCAUCGCCUCUAUGCUCUCUGCGCGGUUACUACAGGAUAGAAACCAGGACAUUUGGGGAAACAUUCGCGUCCCGUUGAUCGAGAGGCUCCCCAAUAGAGCCCCAGAUACGGACUGGAUCGACUUGUCGGGAGCUCAAGAGGUGAUCUACUCUUCGCUUGUUGGGAUCCCUGUGGCGUCGCUUCCCAGUAACGGGAAUCAUACAUUCACCAUUUCGGCAUCAUACGUCAAUGUCGAAUGCCCUACCAUCAAGGUGCUGCCUGAGUACGAAUUUCCCACCACUGUGCCAGACUUCAACUCGAGCGAUGGGAGCAACUGCCAAUGGACCAUGCGUCAGGCCGAACAGACCUUGAGGGUCAGACUGUCUCAGCCGUGUCAGCGUAGCCAAGAAGAUGUGGUCAAGAGGUAUCGCGAAGGGAAAGAUCGUCCAGCCCGUGUAUUCAUAUGGGAGUCUCGCACCUUCGGAGAGGAAGGACACUCGUACGCUGAAUGCCACCUGUACACGACAUAUGUCGACAUUAAAAUGCAGUGCCAAGGCACCCUGUGCUCUCCAGCCUCGGUGCGCCGGUCACCGAACCCCGUCCGGCAUGGAAACUGGACGCUAUUCGACAUGGAAUCCAGUACUGUCCAGUCAGAAGCCUUCACAGCAAUCUUUGCCAGCAUGUUCCCGGGGUCAAACAACAGCGGCGGCCAGGUUCCGAUUGUCACGUACCUCCUCGAGCUUUUGAACGCCCUCUCAGUAGAAAACACGACUCAGCCCGCGGCGAUACCGCGAGAAAGAUUUGAGACCGGCCUGACGCAGAUGAUAAACUCGCAGCUCUUGCUGGGUAUCCGAGUGGAGGACGUGACGGGGAGCUUUACAGCGGAAAACCCAAGCAAUCUCUCCGUCAAUGUCGUUGAGAUGGAGACAUACACCCGGGUAGAGCUUGUCCAGUACAGCACGCCAUGGCUAGUUUUGCUGCUGGCAUCCUCUGUGGUCCUCUUUGCCGUUGCCAUGGCGGCCAUUGUCGUUCGCUUCAGGAUACUGGUCCCUGAAGUGUUGGGCUCGCUUGCGCUGGGCAUGCUGGACAAUCGAUGUGAAGAUACCAAGCACUCGUCCUUCAUGAGCGGCGAUGACAAAAUGGCCAAGAUGAAGAAGGUCAAGGUGAUGCUGGGCGAUGUUGAACCUCACGCUGAGAUUGGCCGAAUUGCAUUGGCGGCGCCGAUGGAGGAUGUGGUGGUUGGUAAGGUCCAGAAGGGCAAGUUUUACCUGUAG